GCUCUCCACAGCGAAGGCGGGGUGGGCUGUGGUGAUUUUUUUUUUAGAUAUAUAUAUAUAUAUAUUUUUAUUUUUUUUUCUCCCUUCGGAAGGCUUGAGGCUGAGCAGAGGGACUGCUCCCGAGCCUGCCCCGCCGCGCUCAGCCUCCCGCCCGCGGCCCGAAGCCGGGGUCCCGCCGCCGCGGGCACCGGAGCGCCGGAGGCGGCCCAUGGCUGCGCCGCCGGGCGCCGCGCCCCGCUGAGCUCCGCGGGCACCGCCGGCCAUCGCGCCUCUUCUGCCGCCGGCUCGGCGAGGAAACACAGCGGCCACCAUGGUCCGGUGCUGGUGGCUCGUCGGGCUGCUCGUAGUCUGCGCGGCCGCGGAGCCGCCGCUGCGCUGGGAGCCGCGGUGCCGCCAGCAGCUGCGCCACCUGCAGGACGGCGGGAGGAUCGCGGCGCGGCUGCCGCCCCGUCUGGAGGGUCGCUGGGUGUCCACUGGGUGUGAGGUGCGGCCGGGACCCGAGUUCCUCACCCGAUCCUACCUCUUCUACGCCAACCGCCUCUUCAAGGCUUACCAGUUCUACUACUGGGACCCCUCCUGCCACGACCCCUCCUACUCGCUGGUCAUCAAGGGCAAGCUCCGGCUGCGCCAGGCCUCCUGGAUCACCCGCGGGGCCACCGAGGCUGACUACCACCUCCACAAAGUCGGCAUUGUGUUCCACAGCCAGAAAGCCAUGCGGGAGGUGGCCGCCUGGAUCAACCAGACCUCGGGCGAGGGCUGCAGGGGGUUCCUGCCCCCGGGGCGCACCUGGGCUCCCGGAGCCCUCUACGAACUGCUGAGCGCCAAGACCGAGCGUGACUGCACGGCCGCCCUGGGCUUCGCCAUGCACGAGCUGAGCCUGGUGCGGGUGGAGCAGCGGCACGAGCCGCUGCCGCGGGCGCAGCAGGGCGGGAGCCGGCUGGUGGAGGAGCUGUACCUGGGGGACAUUCACACGGACUGGCUGGAGAGGCUCCAUUACCGACCGACGGGCUACCAGCGGCCCAUGCAGAGCGCCGUGCAUCAUGUGCAUCCUUGCCCGGCCUGUGGGAUUAUAUACAGAGCUGAUGAGCACCACCCGCCCAUCCUACCCGCCCGAGCUCAGCUGCCGAUGCAGCUCAGUGGCAGCUGGGUGAGCACUCACUGCGAGGUCCGACCCGCCGUGCUCUUCCUCACCAGGUACUUCAUCUUCCACGGUAACAACCACACCUGGGAAGGUUAUUACUAUCACUACUCCGACCCGCUCUGCAAGCAGCCAACGUUCACCAUCUAUGCGUCCGGGCAUUACACCCAAGGCAUCCCCUCCUCCAAGGUGCGAGGCGGGACGGAGCUGGCUUUUAAAGUCACGCAGGCUCGGGUGACGCCAAUGGACCAGGUGACGGUGAUGAUGCUGAACUCCUCGGAACCUGGAAGCUGUGGGCUGACAAGCUCCUGGAGCGCUGGCGUGGAGCAGGAUAUCACACCCACAAACGGAUGUUUGGCUUUGGGGAUCAAGCUGCCCCACAUGGAGUACGAACUUUUCAAAACGGAGCAAGACACGCAAGACCGCAGCCUCCUGUACGUUGGCGAACGGCCCACGGACGGAUCCAGUCCCGACAGCCCAGACAAGCGACCCACGUCGUAUCAGGCACCUCUGGUUCAGUGCGCCGGAGCUUCAGAGGAAUUCUCUAACUAUGUCAGUCUAAAAUACUUGGGAAAAAAGGUUGCUAAUGGGAACAAAGCACUAAAACCUUUGCCUGUGGCCUUUUUGUUGUUUAUAGCACUUCUGUUUUUAAGAUGGGACUAGUUAUCUAUUCAGGUACAGCACAGAAUUCAGACAGUCCUGGUGCUAGCGUGACUUUUAUAUCCUUCUUUAUAUUCCAUCUGGAAUCAGUUUUACUCAGGCUUGGAAACACAAUUUAAGAACACCCAACAACAGUGAAUGGAGCCAAGAAGAUAUGCCUGGUUACGUACUGUUUGUCCUGUGGCCUUAUUGCCUCAUCUCCCCUCUUCUUUGCGUAUAAAUUUAAUGUAGUGACAUUGAUGCGCUGCACGUUGCAAUAGAUAAUUCGGCAAUAGAAAGGGGGGGAAAAGCGACAUCAAUUGCAAUUGCUGCUUUGAGCUUUUGACAUUGCUAAAAUUUAAUCAAGAGCUUGAUUCAGAUAUAAUUCAAACAUCCAAAGUGUCGGCUGCUGAGUUUCUUUAAGUUCCCUCCCAUCAUACUCCUUACUGCUGCUCUUGCAAAUUUAAUCUGCAGAGGCAGUCAGCAAUAAGCAGUCAGCAAUAAGCAGUCAGCAAUAAGCAGUCAGCAAUAAGCAGUCAGCAAGUGCUCUUGAUGAGGGCGCGGUUAAUCACGCCUUUCUCAGUUUACAGACAUUUCCAGCAGCUUUCUUGUGUAUGCACACAUGUGAAGAUGCAGCAUCCCAUCUCCGCUUACGUAUGCACAAAAGCAGCCCUGACAGAGCUUUACUUCCACAGACUGUUAUGCCUGAUCCUUGUAAUCAAAGAAGAUACAGCAAAUGGAAAAGGCUUCUGCGCACAGCGGCUGCGGCCCGCAGGAUUACCUGCCUGCAGACGCUGCAUCCUUGCUGCAUCAUUCUGGCUUUCCCAGUGCAUCGCCUGCGCUUUGGUGCAUCAGCAACGGCCCCGCGUCCGGCAGGCGAAGGCACUGCCAGGCAACCGACCCCUGCCCCCAGCCAGGGAAGAGAGCUGCCAGGGCUCCUCGGGCCGUACGUAUUAACCGUCUCCUCUUCAGUAGCAGCCGUUGUUCAUCCAGCUCUGCUUUCAAUCAAGAUGUCACUUCCAGCCUCAUUCCCGUAAAGAUGUUUUAUAAAUCUGCCCCUGGUGAACAGUGGGCUGAGGAGAUACUCCAGUCAGGUCAGGCUGAUUUCUACUGACGAGAAGGACAAACUAAGAAAUGCCAUUCCCUGUCUGCUGCAGCUAAGAAGCAUGUAACUUACUUGGAGAAGACGUCCUCCCAGUAGCUAAAUCCUCUCCAAAUAAGCCUAUAUAUCUUACUCACAAAGGAUAUUUUGUUAAACCAGCUAUGCAAUAGCUACCCUCUUAAGGCUGCAUUUACGAACUUGCAGCUUGUAUUUAGAUAAAUUAUGGGUUUUAUAACAUAAAAAUACUUCUGGGGGAUCUGUACAUUAACUAGUAAUUCAAAUGAGAUGCUUAUUAAAUGCAUACAAUUGUGACAUAAGUGUUGUCAUCAUGGUUGCGUCUUCCAGGAAUGAUCAAAUAUUAAUCGUGCACAUAAACAGCUUCACUUCUAAGAUGGAAAAGGCCACGCUUGGCUGCCUUGCCUGCGGUUCCCUCCACAGCGGAGAAGGAUUUCUCUGGGGUCAGUUCUGCAGGCAAAACACCUCCCUGUGUGUACGGGUUGUUCUGUUGCUCGCGUGGAGAUCCAAGGGCAAACGUUUGAAGAACUGGAAGUGCAUCUUGGAGAGCGUGGCAUCUCCUCUGGGAUGUCCCGGUGCAGAUGCUGUGAAUCAGGGCAGGUCUGGGCUGGCACAGCCGCAUCGCAAGCAAACCCUACACGUAGUGGACCUUGGUUUUCAGUGAACCCGUCUCCCGUCACUCACCGUGGCCGCGGGGCGACACAUCAGCAAAGCUACACAGGACCCAGAGAUGUCCAUGGCGAGAACGGCAAACAGCCUUGUGUUGUCUGCAGAGGGGGGUGGAGGUGGGGGAAGGCAAUUCCUGCCCUACAUUUAACCCCAAGAGUGAGAUUUGUAUGUAGAUAACUUCUUUUUUCUUUUACAUAAUACGGAAAUGGAUUAAACUCAAGAAAUACUCAGAUAUCGCACAGGGUAAAGACUUCCCGAAGACCACAGAUACCUUUGAGAUGGUGAUGGGAUUAACACGAUGUAAGAAGUUACAGGACAACAUGAUGUACUUACGCACCGAACACGCGGGGAAGCUCCAGCGCCUCCCAUCACAGGUCACCCCGCGCUGGGCCGGACACGGCUCAAGCGCCGCGAUGCACGGGCCGCGCUCACCAGCCCGCGACACCCUCCCCUGUCCUCGCUGCCCCUUUCAGUACACUCUGAAAGAAAAAAAGCCAUGGAGAAGCUAUUUGCGUAAAUAUCAUAACUUUUAUUGUUCACAGUUUUGGGAGAAACAUUCCUAAAUUACACAGUUAUUCUCUCUUAAGAACUGGUGCCUUUUUCCAGUCUGGGUUUGCCUGGCUCUGAUUGCCAGUCAGUGAUUCUCGUGUUGCUCUUUUUAAGGUCAGAGCUGCAGUGUGCAGGAUUGUCUCCCCGUGAAGGUCCUUGUGCACGGUAAUCCAGACAUUCUCAAUUUUGGUAGAUAAACUCAGCCCACUGAGCUUUCUCUGUCUCCCUCUCGAAGGCAUUUGCACACUCCACCAGUAAUUUUGGAAUUUUUUUUGCACCCAUUCCAAUUACUCAGCUUCUCUUUUAAAAUGUAAAUAUCCAAAUGGCAUCCAAAAUUCCCAACUCUCACAGCUGAGACAUACAGAAGUAUAAUCACUUACUGCUAACGGUAAUUAAAAACAAGAACACAUUCUUAUUCAUUAGUCUUUCACCCUGGGACUGCACUGGGAGCUCUUAUUCACUCUGGUCCCAAGUAUGGAUAUUUUUGUCACGUUAACAUUUCAUUGGUGGUGAUUUUACAUCUGUUUUCACCAGUCAUGUGUAACCACUGAAUCGUUUCCCAUCCCAGCAGAACCACCUACGAGCAUCUCCGCUGCACUGUGGUUCUUUUCAAACGACCUUCUACAAGGUGUGAUUGUCAGAAAACACGGAGCUUUGCAGGGCCCGGAUAAUACUCAGUUCACUCUAAUCCCAAAGAAAAUACAAAGGUAGAAUGAAAUGAUGUAACGAAAUGACUUGCAUCGUGCUCCUUCAUUAACACUCAUCUCCUUUUCCAUCCCUUUCCUGGGGUGUCCAGCCAGCUCUGCGCUUCACCCGGCCCGUUCCAUCCUCAUCGGCCCCGGGCGCCCGCCUUAGAAAUACUGGUAGAAGCUUUCUAGACCUACUGGAUUUGACAAUGUUAACUUUUAAUAUCAAGCACUGCUGAACAAUGACAUUGCUCCUCCGGUUCCCCUCAUCAUCACGAGCCGUUUUACCAACUGUGUCUACAAACGGUCCUUGUCCCACUGCAAUGAUGCCCUUGGAACUUCAGCUCCUUAUCGCCCUCUCCGAGCGCUCCAACCCACACAUUUCUCUUUUCCUUUGGCUAUUGCUUUGCUUAUUCAUUUUCUACACUUCAUAACUCUCAUUUUGAGUUGACUGCUGUCUGCUUCCCCUUCUCCUAUUUGUUUUAUAUUACUUUACAUCUGAUUUUUCCCUUCAUUUCAUCACUGAAACAGGAUGGGCGGUCAGCCAAAGUCGUCGCCCUUCUUGAUUGCAAAAUUGUUGGGUUUUUGGCCGCUUAAUAGCUUUCACUUAGAAAACUGCCAAUUCUAAUUCAGAUUUCCAUCUAAUUUCUUCUUCACCACCGGAUUCAAUGUGAAAUUUGCUCGGCCCUGCCCUUGUGAAGCACCAGUUCCAUUUAUUACCAUUUGCGUGGUGUAUGUCUCGCUCGAAUGGAAUCGGGAUUCCACAGCAACCACCAGCCUCUACUUCUGCAAUUCAUUUAUCUUUAUCUGACAUAAGCAAGACAAAACCAAAUAACUUCAUGUUUCAUGUCUAACACUGCAUUAGAAGAACAGGUCUAGGACACAGACAACAAACAUUAAUCCUGACUACUGGAUUCCUUUCAACUGUAAAAUAAAUCUAUACCUUUUUAUUGUACCCGUGAAGAGAAACCAAGCUAAGAGAUGCGCGGGCAGGUUAGUACCAGCUAAAGUCAAUGGUAACAGGCACUUCUUGGAAAACUCUUCCCCAUUCACUUCUUUUAUAAUACUUCUCAAGAGUUUCAUCACUCCAAAAAGCAGAGAAAAAAGAAAAAACUCAUUUUCAAACACUGCAGAUGUAUUUAGUGGCUUCUUGCACUGACUCUGGGCAUGAAAGUCUUUUGUACCUUUUUUAAGGUGCUAAGCUGCUCAGACAAGUUGCCUUUGCAAUUUUCUGCUUCUCUAGCAGGUAUGAAAAUGUAAAAGCUCUUUGCCAGACACUGGGUCUGAUCAAUUCACAGCUCAAUUAACAGUAACUUAUUUUUCCCAUUCAUGCCCCGCUGAUUAAAACACCUUAGAAUGUAUUUUGCAUUCUAGAUUUCCCAAACAAUUCUUAAACUGAAACACACACAAAAGCUCUAAACCACUUUUGGAUAUAUUAACAACACUGAGCUGGUGCUUCAUUUGAUAAACAAUCCCCGCUGAAUAUAGAAACACGCUAUUUACCAUAACAAUGCUAUAUUGAAACAGCAGAAAAAAGCUGGAGAUGGUUGACAAGACUGAUUGCUCCAAACUCUGCAGAGCGGAGAGGAAGAAGGAACAGAUUUGAUGAAGGAGGAGGGAGAAAUGCGAGCGAUGCCCGGGGAAUGGAGCUGGACACGGCACCCAACGCAGCCCGGGGUCACAACAGCGAGACUGGGACGUGGGAAGAAAGAGCCCGAGACGGAAGAUAAAUAGGCAGCAGAGCAGAAAAGCCACUUGAAGAUACUGGCUGAAUGGUGGUUUCUUUGCCAAGGAGCAGCCAAGGAACAAGGACGACUUGGAUUGAACCGAAGGGCUGAGGGAGGGAAGGGAGUGCGAUUUGACAGCUCAGGCGGAGUAGAUCAAGAAAUAAACUGGGCUGGAGAGUCCGCAGGCUUCACAGGAACGCUCUUUUGGGCUCAGGAAAGAUUCUGGCUCCAGUCACACUUGCGUGUGGCCUGAUGGUGAAACGUGAAAACAAACCCGCGGCUCCAGCUCAGAGUGUCCGGCACUCGCUGCGAGGGUCACUCGUUAUAACCUCAGCACACAGCUCCUGAGAUCAUGCAAGGUCAGGCACACAAAGUCGGGCAGUUUCAGGCUCCUGGGCAGCUGAAACUUUCUGCCCUGGUACCCAUCGGAUGCUGAACACACAAAAAGUGCCCAAACUACCCGCGCCAGCUCCUUUUUGCCAUUUCCUAACUCCUGACUUUGUGCAGCCUUAAUAAAGGUCUUUUAAAAGCAGUUGUGUGUGGAUAAUUGUGUGUGGGAAUUUUGCCAACUCAAACACGAGGGAGUUCAAGAGGCUUUUCUAAUCUUGUGAGUUUAUCCACUGAAGAAAAAGAUUUGAUUAAAAAAAUGAAGUACGGCUAAACUGGGAACAAUAUUUUACUCGGGGCUGUUCUUCGGUUCUUCACAGGCACUUUGAAAUCUUGACCAAAAAAAAUCACAAAAUUGGGAACUUAUUGAAUAGAAGUGAAAUGUACUGAUGCAGAAACAUAAACAGAAAUGCCAGAUGUAUAAUGUCAACUUGUAAUAUGCGGCUUCAAUUAAUUCUUCUUAAUUCAUUUGUUUUCUUAACUUCUUUUGUUUUGCCAUCUGGAAAAGGCCAUUUUCUAGUGACAGAUCAGAGGAGGAAAGACCCGAAGUUCACGUUUGCUUCAAGAACAGCAGCCUCGUUCCUCUGCUCGGGUCCAGCCCUUUUGGAGUUUUCCCUCACGCACAAAGUUCAGGACGAACUUAGGCCUGGACUGGGAGGCAAAAACAUCUAUAUGGAGGUUUAGUAAAGUUUUCAAUUUACUCUCAGAAGUACAAAUGUGAAGCAGUUCUGUGAAAGGAAAUGGACCCACAGGAAACAGCGGGGCAAAUGACAGAUCUAUCGUCAUUUCGGAAGGGCGCAAGUGCAUGCUUAUUAGAAUAUUACAUGUAAGAGAUUUCUGGCUGGGUCUUGUGUUAUUUUAAAAAGCAAUCUACAUUUAUCCAGUGGAAAAAAGAAGUCAAGCCAUUAAUUAAACAAAUUUUAUAGUUAAGCA
Columba livia (rock pigeon) is the source of this 7845-nucleotide messenger RNA. It is a transcript of the gene APCDD1L, whose product is annotated as APC down-regulated 1 like. Lineage: Eukaryota; Metazoa; Chordata; Aves; Columbiformes; Columbidae. Gene Ontology annotation, cellular component: plasma membrane. The transcript has 4 exons. The record is from RefSeq and is a predicted model, not a curated record. Gene Ontology annotation, molecular function: Wnt-protein binding. Bases 311 to 1801 code for a protein of 496 amino acids. Gene Ontology annotation, biological process: negative regulation of Wnt signaling pathway.